Talaromyces rugulosus is the source of this 1326-nucleotide messenger RNA. RefSeq lists its product as uncharacterized. The record is from RefSeq and is a predicted model, not a curated record. Bases 1 to 1326 code for a protein of 441 amino acids. NCBI's taxonomy places the organism in Eukaryota, Fungi, Ascomycota, Eurotiomycetes, Eurotiales, Trichocomaceae. Gene Ontology annotation, molecular function: monooxygenase activity; FAD binding. The transcript has 2 exons.
AUGAGCAAGCAAUUCAAAAUCAUCAUCGUAGGAGGCGGUAUCGCCGGCCUAGCUACCGCCAUCGCCCUCCGCGCCUCAAACCGCAAAAUCAUUGUGCUAGAACAAUCAUCCCUUAACCGCGAAAUCGGCGCCGUCAUCUCCCUCCAACCGAACGCCUCCAAGAUCGUCGAAAUGACAUGGAAUCUGGCCAAAACCUUGCAAGCAAAGGGGUCAAUGGUGGAUGAAGGAUUUCAGGUAUACAACCUUGAUGGAGAGCUACAAAUGCGAAUACCGCUUUCGACGAUGGAGAAAUACGGUGCUGAGCGUAUGCUAUAUCAUCGGGUUGAUUUACAUGAUGCGUUGAAGAAGCGGGCUACCUCAAAGGAAUGGGCUGGUGAACCUGCUGAGAUACUUGUUUCAAAACGUGUUACGCACUGUGAUUGUGAGGAAGGGGUUGUGUAUACCCAAACCGGUGAGAAGUUUCAUGCCGAUCUGAUCAUUGGCGCGGAUGGCAUUAAAAGCAUUAUUCGUGAUUCAAUAUUGGGGACAAAAAUACCAGCCCUGAGGACUGGUCAUUCAGCGUAUCGAAUGAUUCUACCAGUUGACAAACUCCUGUCAGACUGCAAGGCAUUUUGUGACGUCGUAGACCCUCGAGCUCCAUACACGACUAUGGUCAUGGCCCACAACAGAAGAAUGAUCAUGGGCCCAUCCCGAAACGGAUCGGUAUAUAGUAUCGUCGCCAUGGUUCCCGAUGAAGAUAUGAACGAAAAUACCACAGACACGAGUUGGACGACACAUGGGGACAUCCCCAAAAUGUGUGAAUUGUUCGCCGAUUUUCCUGAAUGGGCACGUGGGCCGUUGUCGUGCGUCAAAGAUGGUGAGGUCGGAUUGUGGCAAUUGCGUGAUAUUGAUCCGUUACCGACGUGGAUGAAGGGAAGGGUUAUUCUUGUUGGCGAUGCUGCGCAUGCGAUGUUGCCGACGCAGGGACAGGGGGCGAGUCAGACGAUUGAGGAUGCGGAGGCGGUGGGUACUUUUUACACUGAUAUUCUUGACGGAAAUGAUGCGCCGUUGGAGCAGAUCAAAGCUAUUAAUGAGAAGAUUUUCGCAUGUCGGUAUAGGCGAGCUACGACUAUCCAGCAGUAUAGUCGGCAAGCUGCUAAGCCGGCUACGGAGGAGGGGAGUGUGAAGAUUAAGAUGAGUCCGAGUGAGUUUAUGGAUUAUAAUUGUAGUUAUAAUGGGGCCUUAAAGUGGGCGAGACAGCAGACUGAACAGGAAAGGGUGGCGGAUGAUUUCAGGAAGAUGAGUAUUGCUGAGAGAGAGGUGAAGACACAGGAAGUGGCUCUUUAG